Messenger RNA from Populus trichocarpa (black cottonwood), 5073 nucleotides. RefSeq lists its product as uncharacterized. The record is from RefSeq and is a predicted model, not a curated record. Gene Ontology annotation, biological process: DNA integration. The transcript has 5 exons. The coding region runs from base 1 to 5073 and encodes 1690 amino acids. Gene Ontology annotation, molecular function: zinc ion binding; nucleic acid binding. Lineage: Eukaryota; Viridiplantae; Streptophyta; Magnoliopsida; Malpighiales; Salicaceae.
AUGGGAUCUACACUGUUCAUCUUCUCCACCAGCAAGCCGCCGCCGCCGCACAGCACGCCACCUUCGCCAGAGGGCAGAUCGGGCAUCCCCCAACAACAACCAAAGAAACCCAAGACAACUCUCUACAACAUCCACGGCGACAGAUCACAUCACCCCUACAGCAGGCCGCUCUCCACGUCUGCCAUCCAGCCACCACCUCGCACCACCAGUAAGCCUCGCAGCGCCGCAGCCACAACAACUUUGUGUCUUAGGUUCCAAAUUAGUGUUACAACCCAUCCGCGCCAUCAGCCGCACCCCCAGCAACAGCACCAGCCGCAACGCCACCAUCCACAGUGCCCUCACCUUCAGCAGCUACACCGGAUCAACAGGCCCCGUCCAACAGCGACACCACAGACACUGCCGCCUCUUCCUUCGCACCGCCGGCUCCAAGCAGAAUCACGAAGCUCCGCUUCGUGCACCAUCGCCGACAGCAGCGGCAACAAACCACAGGAGGCAGGGCAGACAGAAACAGAGGCUCCCAAAAAAAUAAUUAACCCUACCACUGGUCGUCUAGUACACAAUCUAGAAGUCAUAGCUACCAUGGACCCGAACUCUAGUAAUGUUCUUAGAGAUAUUCAAGAACAAUUACAACUUAUACGAACAGAAAUGAGCAACAUAUCCAAUCAAAUGAACAACCGUUCUGGAAGGAUGGAGUCUAUAGAAACUCUGCAAAUAAGACAGUCUAGUGAGAGUGAGCAUUCUAGUGAUAACCAUAGGAAUCCUCAAAGACCAGUUCCUCGUAGAAACCGCCACCAUAACCAACACCAGGGUCACAAUGACUUUGAUGACCCUCAUGAUAGCAAGCGUUCCAAUGAUUACCGUCAAAGACCAGGCCAUCACGACUAUGAUGACCCUGACGAGCAAGUCAUGAGGCAUAUCAAGGUAGAAGCCCCAACUUUUGAGGGUCAACUUGACCCGUGGAUUUUUGAUAGAUGGAUCCGUGACAUGGAUCAAUUCUUUGGCUGGUAUAAUCUAUAUGAGAAUAGAAGGGUAAGAUUUGCAAAGAUGAAACUUAGUGGAACCGCUCAGCUCUAUUGGGAAAGUGUAGAAGAGUCUUUGAUUAGGAGAGGUCAACCCCCUAUUACUGACUGGGUUGAAAUGAAGACUAAGUUAGAAGAAAAGUACUUGCCUCGUUCUUAUAGAGGAAAUCUUUUGGACCAGUGGAAUAACUUGAGGCAAGGAGGCAAGUCUGCCAAUGAAUAUAUGACACAAUUUGAUGAGUAUAGGAUGAGGUGUGCAGUUAGGGAGGAUGAAGUGAUGACCCUAAGUAGAUUUCGAAAGGGCUUAAACGAUGACCUUAGAAGAGAGGUUGUGCUUAGGGGUGUUUCCACCCUUGAUGAAGCUUAUACCCUAGUACAAAAUUAUGACUUGGUCACAAAAAGCCAGUGGACAAGACGUCAGGACAUUCGUAAUACCCCUUCUAGAUCUCAACCUGGUAGUAAUAACUCCAUAUUAGGUGCCCCACCUCGUAAACCCAAUCCUUUGAUUUCCCAGAUACCUAGAGAAGACAAGGGUAAGGGUAUUUUUCAUGAAGCACCUAAAACUUCAAGAAUUCAGUGUUUUAAGUGUCAGGGUUUUGGUCAUAUUUCCUCUAGCUGCCCUAAUAAGGCUUUGUUCAUCAAGGGGCAAGAGGAUAUGGAUGAAGAAGAUACUUGUGAUGAUAAGGUAUAUGAACCCAAUCCCGAUGAUUUUCAAGAUCUAAAUGAUGAGGAUGAUGAGUCUAACUUGCUAGGAUGUGUUAGGUCUAUAUCCACUCAAAUCAAGACAACCAGGUUAGGCGUGGUUAGAUGUGCUUUAACACAACCUAAAGGAACUGAGGAUUGGAGAAGAACUGCUAUUUUUUACACUUACAUUAAAUAUGGAGAUAAAAGGUGUAAGAUCAUCAUAGACAGUGGUAGUUGUAUCAAUACAGUUUCCUCGGGUAAAAAAAUCCAACUUAUUGGAUUACCCUCAAGGUCUAAUGAUAAUAGUCAAAAGAAGAAUAAAGUGAAAGAUGGAGGGCUUAACAUAAUAAGUCCUAGGGAGUUUGAUAAGGAGAUUUGUGAGGAGUCUGUUGUGUUUGCUGUAGUGGCUAAGAAGAUUGUAGAAGACUUUUUAGAGGAGCCACCUGAAGAGGUAAGAGAAGUGUUGAGAGAAUUUCUAGAUGUUUUUCCUUCUGAACUACCUGAUGCUUUACCCCCUAUGCGUGAUGUUCAACACGCCAUAGAUUUUGUCCCUGGGGCUACAUUACCAAACUUGCCUCACUAUAGGAUGAACCCGAGUGAGCAUGCUGAAUUGCAAAGGCAAGUAUGUGAGUUGUUACAAAAGGGAUUUAUACGAGAGAGUUUGAGCCCUUGUGCAGUACCUGCACUGUUAACACCCAAGAAAGAUGGAUCAUGGAGAAUGUGUGUCGACAGUCGAGCCAUCAAUAGAAUUACAAUCAAGUAUCGUUUUCCAAUUCCUCGAUUGGAUGACAUGCUAGAUAUGAUGGCAGGAGCCCAGAUCUUCUCUAAGAUUGACUUGAAGAGUGGAUAUCAUCAGAUUAGGAUCUGUCCGGGAGAUAAGUGGAAAACAACAUUUAAGACUGAGGAUGGUUUAUAUGAAUGGCUAGUCAUGCCUUUUGGCCUUUCCAAUGCACCAAGCACUUUUACGAGAGUAAUGACACAAGUGCUUCGACCAUUUAUGGGAAAGUUCUUGGUGGUAUACUUUGAUGAUAUUCUUAUUUAUAGCAAAACCAAGGAAGAGCAUUUCGAUCAUCUUAUUCAAGUUUGUACCACCCUAAGAAAGGCAAGUUUGUUUGCAAAUGUCAAAAAUUGUUCAUUAUUUACAGAUCAAGUGGUCUUUUUAGGGUUUAUAGUGUCAUGGAAAGGAGUCUCUGCUGACCCCCAGAAAGUCCAAGCGAUAGUAGAUUGGCCUGAACCUAAGACUAUUCAUGAGGUUCGUAGUUUUCAUGGGCUUGCGACUUUCUAUCGUCGUUUUAUUAAGGGAUUUAGCACCAUCAUGUCGCCUAUUACAGAUUGUUUGAAACAAGGUGAGUUUAAGUGGAGUAAAGGAGCUAAUAGGGCAUUUGAGGAGGUUAAGAAGAAAAUGACGGAGGCCCAAGUAAUGCGGCUACCUGAUUUUACUAAAGUGUUUGAAGUAGAAUGUGAUGCUUCGGGAGUCGGUAUAGGUGGAGUACUUAGUCAGGAACGUCACCCUGUAGCCUACUUUAGUGAGAAACUUAAUGAGGCAAAACAAAAGUACUCAACUUAUGACAAGGAGUUUUAUACGGUGGUUCAGGCCUUGCGUUAUUGGCGCCAUUACUUGUUACCACAAGAGUUUGUUCUUUACUCCGACCAUGAGGCCCUCCGUUAUCUUAACUCCCAAAAGAAGCUUAAUCAUAGGCAUGGUCAUUGGGUUGAAUAUUUGCAAGCAUACUCAUUUGUUUUGAAACAUAAAUCUGGAAUAGAGAAUAAGGCUGCAGAUGCUUUGAGUCGUCGGGUAACCCUGUUAUCUGUAAUGAGUGUUGAAGUCACAGGAUUUGAGAGACUCAAAGAAGAGUAUGAAUCUUGCUCAGAAUUUGGAGAAAUAUACUUGACAUUGAAGGAUGAGAAUCACCGUGUUAUAAAUGGUUAUCAUCUCCAAGAUGGAUACUUAUUUCGGGAUAAUAAGUUUUGUAUCCCGAAAACAUCCGUGCGUGAUUUUUUGAUAUGGGAGAUUCAUGCUGGAGGUCUCUCAGGACAUUUUGGAAGGAAUAAAACCAUCGAAGAAGUGGAACGCCAGUUUUUUUGGUCUAGUUUGAAAAGAGAUGUCGCUAAAUUGGUAGGUCAAUGUCGAACUUGCCAACUAGCUAAGCAUAGAAAACUAAAUACUGGUCUUUACAACCCAUUGCCCGUUCCUACUUGCCCUUGGCAAGAUGUGAGCAUGGAUUUUAUGCUUGGGCUUCCACGUACUGCAAAGAAACAUGAUUCUAUUUUUGUGGUUGUCGAUCGCUUCUCUAAGAUGACCCAUUUUAUUCCUUGUACUAAGACUAUAGAUGUUUCCAAAGUUGCAAAACUCUAUUUUGAUGAGAUUGUCAAGUUGUAUGGUCUUCCCCAAACCAUAGUUUCGGAUAGGGAUGUUAGAUUCACAAGUUAUUUCUGGAAAACCCUUUGGCAUAUGGUGGGAACCAAAUUGAAGUUUUCUACUGCUUACCACCCCCAAACUGAUGGUCAAACUGAGUUUGCCUAUAAUAGCUCUAUCAAUAGGUCAAUAGGCAUAAGUCCCUUUGAAGUUGUACAUGGUUACAAGCCUAGGAAACCUUUAGACCUUCUUCCCAUGUCCCUUCAUGCUAGAGUGUCUGAGUCAGCCGAGUCUUUUGCACGUAGAAUUCAGGAUUUGCAUAUUGAGAUCACUAAACAGAUUCAAGCAAGUAAUGCGCAAUAUAAACUUCAAGCUGAUUUACAUAGACGACAUAAUGAGUUUAAUGUGGGAGACUAUGUUAUGAUACGGAUUAGACCCGAGCGGUUUCCUUCGGGAGCUAAUCGAAAAUUACAUGCACGUAGUGCCGGACCUUUCAAAGUGCUACAACGGGUUGGUCCAAAUGCUUAUGUUCUUGAUUUACCACAUGAUUUUGGCAUUAGCUCUACAUUUAAUAUUGAGGAUCUAGUUGCAUACCACAAACCACUUCUUAUUCCAGAUGAUCCAUUUGAGAUACCACUUAACUCUCCUUCUGAUGAUCCUAUUGAAACCUCUAUCCCUUUCACCUUGACAUCAGCACAAAAGGAUAAUAUUGAUGCUAUUCUGGAUGAACAAGUUGUUUUUAACAGGAAUGGUGGGGUUCAACGGUUUCUAGUUCGUUGGGUGGGUCGACCUGACUCAGAUUGCACUUGGAUUACUAUAAAUACUUUGCAGCAGCUUGACCCAGAUCUUUGGGAGUACUAUCAGAGUCGGCCAGUACUACACUCGACGGGGUUGAGUUUCUCUAACCCCGGGAGAGUUGGUGGGGACACCAGACCCACACCACAAACUACACGAGUAUAUGGACGAAGACGACGUAGGAUGGCCCAGCCUAUCACGCUUUGGUUGGGAGACUAA